Spodoptera frugiperda (fall armyworm) is the source of this 1675-nucleotide messenger RNA. RefSeq lists its product as uncharacterized. The transcript has 3 exons. The record is from RefSeq and is a predicted model, not a curated record. The coding region runs from base 157 to 828 and encodes 223 amino acids. Gene Ontology annotation, cellular component: mitochondrion. Gene Ontology annotation, biological process: mitochondrial translational initiation; ribosome disassembly. NCBI's taxonomy places the organism in Eukaryota, Metazoa, Arthropoda, Insecta, Lepidoptera, Noctuidae. Gene Ontology annotation, molecular function: ribosome binding; translation initiation factor activity.
CACUGUCCUGUCAGUGAGUUUAAUGAUCAAUCUAUUUGGUUUUGGUGUUCUUUAUUUAUGAAUAUUUUUAUGGAAAUCUUCGAAAAAUACGAGAUACGAGUAAACAACUGAACUUCUUUUGUUAAUACAAGUAUUUUAGACGCAAAUUUUCUCAUAAUGAAUUACUUUAGUCUUAAUAAAUUGGUGACGACACUGGGUGUUCGAAGGUUUUUGGAGUUUCGAACGAUGAAAACCAAAACAAUAAUCAAUGCUGAAGGGAAAGAUGUGAUUAAAAAGAAAGUUUAUGAAAAUAGAAUAACGCUGAUAAGUCCAGAUAAUUCACUGAGUAUUACGGACCUGAAGAAUGCUCAGAAUAUAUCCCUCAGACGCGAUUUGAAACUGGUUAAAAUUCAAGAUACUGAUGCAAAAACUAGACGACCAGUUUACAAACUAAUGACAAGCUCUGAGUAUCAUGCAGAAGAGCUCUCUAAAAGGAAAGAAAAGCAGUUGGCUCGUCAGAAUGCAUCAAUAAAAGGGGAGAAACUGUUGACCUUGUCUUCAAGGAUAGGGGAACAUGACCUGAUGACUGGUAUAAAGAAGAUGCUGAAACUGGUAGAGAAACAGUAUGAAGUGAAAGUGGUGAUUGCUGGGGAUGACGCUGAAGCAGCUAUGAAAUCUGAAAAAAUAUACCAAACCAUAGAGAACCAAGUGAGAAACAUGAGCAGAAUUGUGCAGAAGAGGGUCAAGGGUAACAGUUUAAGGUUUCAAUUGUUACCUGUAAGGGAUAGUAGCACUGAAGGUACUGGCAACACGGACUCUAGUCAAAAUGACAAUAAGGGGCCACUAUGACUAGGAGCACUCAUCCUUGUCAUAGUCGUAACAAAAUAUGUUUUGUUAAAAAAAUAUUACUUUGAAAAUAUGGACUCUGAGUCACAUAAAAAGUCUAAGAAACUAGAUUCUGGAAACAGUGGAACUAAUAGCAUUUGAUGUUUGUAUUUCCUUUUUUAUUAAGUGAUUUUUGUGCAAUUUGUAAUUAUUUACAAUACAGAUCAUGUAUUUUAUAGGGGAUUCAAAGUCAAUUUAACUUGUUUUAGUAAACUUAAAUCAAAUUGACUGAUAGUUUAAAAUAGAUCUUCUAUUAAAUAAUGUAAAUAAACCACACCUGUACUUAGUGAUUUGAUCACUUUUGUAUAUAUUUUCUUCUUUUUAGUUUUAAUGAAAUAGUUUAUGAAGCAUGAGAUUGUAAUGUAAAUAAUUGUGUUUUGAUUUGUUUAAAUGAAACACUUUAUGUAAAUAAAUGACAAUUUUAAUACAGCAUCCACCUAGUCAGUCAGUUCAGUCACAGUAGCAGCAUGUUCAAGCAUAUGGCAAACCAGUCUGAGGGCUGAUGCUCACUUGCUUCCUCCGUCUGUACACAUUACCCUCAGACAGAUUUACCUGCUAAUAUACAAGUGUCCACUCUGAACAUAGAACUACUUAAACUCUAAAUACAUACACUGUCUAACACAAGAAGAUACAUUCAACUAGUAUGCUGACAUAACUAAAAUUCAUAAAUUAAUGAUUUAUUUUUAUCAGUUGGAGUUAUCACAGAUGUUUUAGAGAUCGUUAAUUCUUAAAUGGUAGGAGAUUUAUUGGUAGCAUAUAGUACACAUCUAAGACAAUAAUAAAUUAUUAAAUGGAUGGCUAUUAUGGCAAA